AUGGCUUCUUCAAGCUCUGGAAACUCAAUUCCUGCAUCAGAGGCUGUUCAGGUUUUGGUCUCUUCUCUGGCAGAUGAAUCCCCUAUUGUUCGGCAGUCCUCCAUGGCUUCUCUCAAGGACAUCGCCACCUUGAAUCCGCUUCUGGUUCUUGAUUGUUGCUAUGCGGUUUCUCGAGGCGGACGCCGACGAUUUGGGAACUUGGCUGGGGUUUUUCAAGUGAUGGCAUUGGGAGUUAGUGCAUUAAAUGAAGGGGAUGUUGAUCCUUCUUUCAUGGCAAAGCUUGCAAAGAUUGCCACGGCAGAAAUGAUAUCGUCUAAGGAACUCAAUGCAGACUGGCAAAGGGCUGCAUCAGGCCUACUGGUUUCAAUUGGCUCACAUUUGCCUGACCUUAUGAUAGAAGAAAUUUUUCUUCAUUUGUCAGGGUCGAGUUCAGCUUUGCCAGUUAUGGUUCAAAUACUUGCAGACUUUGCUUCUGCUAAUGCACUGAAGAACUGGUAUUGCUCAGAAACAGAAGCGGAUACCACAGCACUAAAAACUGUUCGUAUGUCCUCUGUGGAAGCAUUGGGCCAGAUGGUUGGUCUUAUAACCCGGACACAACUAAAGGCAGCUUUACCCAGGCUUGUCCCUACUAUACUGGAAUUGUAUAAAAAAGAUCAAGAUAUUGCCCUUCUUGCAACAUGUAGUCUUCACAAUCUCUUAAAUGCCUUGUUACUGUCAGAAACUGGUCCACCGUUGCUUGAUUUUGAGGACCUCACAGUUAUUCUAUCAACACUUCUUCCGGUUGUUUGCAUUAAUAAUGAUAUCAAAGAGAAUUCAGAUUUUUCAGUGGGACUGAAGACCUAUAAUGAAGUUCAACGUUGUUUUCUAAUAGUUGGCUUGGUAUACCCAGAUGAUCUGUUUACAUUCCUCUUAAAUAAAUGCCGGUUGAGGGAAGAGUCUUUGACUUUUGGUGCUCUGUGUGUUUUAAAGCAUCUCUUGCCGAGGUCGUCUGAAGCUUGGCAUAGUAAAAGGCCUUUGCUUGUUGAAGCUGUAAAAUCCUUGCUAGAUGAGCAAAAUUUAGGUGUCAAGAAGGCUUUGUCAGAGUUGAUUGUAGUAAUGGCCUCACACUGCUAUUUAGUUGGUCCGUCUGCGGAGUUAUUCAUUGAAUACCUCGUUCGUCAUUGUGCUCUAUUAGAUCACAAUAGAAAUGAUCCUGAGAACUCUAAGGUGAAGAUAGGAGCCUUUUGUCCUAUCCAGUUAAGAGCUGUAUGUGAGAAAGGUCUUCUUCUGCUAACUAUUACAAUUCCUGAAAUGGAGCAUAUUCUAUGGCCUUUUCUGUUGAAGAUGAUUAUUCCACGGGUUUACACCGGCGCUGCUGCAACCGUAGUCCUGACUUAUAUUAAGAUGGUUUGCAGAUGCAUCUCAGAAUUAUGUAGAAACAGAUCUUCUAAUAGUAAUAGCAUGCUUAGUGAGUGCAAAGCUCGUGCUGAUGUCCCAAGUCCAGAGGAGCUUUUUGCUCGCUUGUUGGUGCUUUUGCAUGAUCCACUGGCAAGGGAGCAGCUGGCAACUCAGAUUUUGACAGUCCUUUGUUAUUUGGCACCUCUCUUCCCGAAGAAUAUCAACAUGUUUUGGCAAGAUGAGAUUCCUAAAAUGAAGGCUUAUGUCGGUGACACGGAAGACCUAAAGCUGGAUCCUUCAUACCAAGAAACUUGGGAUGACAUGAUAAUCAAUUUUCUUGCAGAAUCUUUGGAUGUGAUUCAAGACACUGAUUGGGUGAUCUCUCUCGGAAAUGCUUUCACAUACCAAUAUGAGCUCUAUACAACGGAUGAUGAACAUUCUGCUCUUCUCCACAGGUGCCUUGGUAUGCUUCUACAGAAAGUUGAUGACAGGGCUUAUGUUCGAAAUAAAAUUGAUUGGAUGUAUAAACAAGCUAGCAUUGCUAUUCCAGCCAAUAGGCUUGGUUUGGCAAAAGCCAUGGGAUUGGUUGCAGCUUCUCACUUGGACACUGUGUUGGAAAAACUGAAAGAGAUUCUGGAUAAUUUUGGGCAGAGUAUUUUUCAAAGGUUGUUGUCUCUUUUCUCUGAUAGUUAUAGAACGGAAGAGUCGGAUGAUAUACAUGCUGCCUUGGCUUUGAUGUAUGGUUAUGCUGCACGAUAUGCUCCAUCAACAGUUAUUGAAGCCAGAAUAGAUGCCCUUGUUGUAUGCUUCUUUUCAUUUAUCUAUCCAAACUCGAGGCAUAACUCCCAUAUCCUUAAUCCCUUGAGGCUUGACCUUGACGCUGCAAUUGAUUUUGGUUAUGCUACACUGUCCAGAGGGACUAAUAUGCUUUCACGGCUUCUUCAUGUACGCCACCCUACUGCAAAGCAGGCUGUAAUAACUGCUAUUGAUUUACUAGGCCAUGCUGUGAUUAAUGCUGCAGAAAGUGGUGCAUCAUUCCCUUUAAAAAAAAGAGACCAAUUGCUUGACUAUAUUUUAACUCUGAUGGGGAGAGAUGACGAUGGUUUUGUUGAUUCCAGUCUUGAGCUUCUGCGUACCCAGGCCCUGGCUUUAAGUGCCUGUACUACCUUGGUCUCUGUGGAGCCAAAGCUGGCAAUAGAAACAAGAAAUUAUAUUAUGAAGGCAACCUUGGGGUUCUUUGCUUUGCCUAAUGAGCCUGUGGAUGUUGUCAAUCCUCUCAUAGACAACCUUAUCACUCUCUUAUGUGCAAUUCUUCUUACAAGCGGAGAGGAUGGAAGAAGCCGAUCAGAGCAGCUAUUGCACAUUUUGAGACAUAUUGAUCAAUAUGUUUCUUCCCCUAUGGAGCAUCAAAGAAGAAGAGGUUGUGUUGCAGUUUAUGAGAUGCUUCUCAAGUUUCGAAUGCUUUGCAUCAGUGGAUAUUGUGCCAUAGGUUGCCAUGGAAGUUGCACUCACAGCAAACAAAUUGAUCGUACUCUUCAUGGCACUGCAUUUGUGUUGCCAAGUCGUGAAGCCCUCUGUUUGGGUGAGAGGGUCAUUAAGUAUCUUCCACGUUGUGCAGACACUAAUUCUGAAGUUAGAAAAGUUUCUGCACAGAUUCUUGAUCAACUGUUCAGCCUCUCUCUUUCACUUCCAAAGCCUGCAGGUUUUAGUCUAAGUGUGGAUAUAGAAUUGUCCUACAAUGCCUUGUCCUCUCUUGAGGAUGUUAUAGCUAUUUUGAGAAGUGAUGCUUCCAUUGAUCCAUCAGAAGUUUUUAACAGAAUCGUGUCCUCUAUCUGUCUUUUAUUGACGAAGGAUGAGCUUGUAGCCACCCUGCAAGGCUGCCCAGCAGCUAUAUGCGAUAAGAUCAAGCCGUCAGCUGAAGGGGCUAUACAAGCUGUUAUAGAGUUUGUUACAAAAAGGGGGAGAGAGUUAAGUGAAACUGAUGUUUCAAGGACAGCCCAAUCACUGCUCUCUGCUGUGGUUCAUGUCGCUGAGAAGCAUUUGCGUUUGGAAACUCUCGGAACUAUUGCUGCUCUAGCUGAAAGUACGAGUUCAACUAUUGUUUUUGAUGAAGUAUUGGCCACAGCUGGAAGGGAUGUAGUCACAAAGGAUAUAUCUAGACUACGAGGUGGCUGGCCAAUGCAGGAUGCAUUCUAUGCCUUUUCUCAGCACACAGUUCUUUCUUUUCGAUUCCUGGAGCAUCUGAUCUCAUGCCUGAACCAGACUCCUGUAGUUAAGGGUGAUUUGGAGAAGGGAGACAACUCUAGCCAUUUACAUGAUGGUCAGAUAGAGGAUGACAUUCUGCAAGCUGCUAUGAUUGCUCUCACUGCCUUUUUCAGAGGUGGUGGUAAAGUUGGAAAGAAAGCAGUAGAGCAAAGCUACGCCUCUGUCGUUGCUGCACUCACACUCCAAUUGGGAAGUUGUCACGGUCUGGCUAAUUCUGGUCAGCAUGAGCCACUGCGAGCUCUUCUAACAGCAUUUCAAGCCUUUUGUGAGUGUGUCGGAGACCUUGAAAUGGGAAAGAUUUUGGCUAGAGAUGGGGAGCAAAAUGAAAAGGAGAAGUGGAUCAAUCUUAUUGGAGAAUUAGCCUGCAGCAUAUCUAUAAAGAGGCCAAAAGAAGUCCAAGCUAUUUGUGUAAUUUUAACAAAAUCUUUAAACCAACAACAAAAAUUUCAAAGGGAAGCUGCAGCUGCGGCAUUGUCAGAGUUUGUCCGUUACAGGGAGGGGUUGAGGUUCGUUGAGGGAAUGAAGAAGACUGGGUUUGAGUUUGCGGCGACAGAGAGAGAGAGAUCAGGGUUUGUGGCUGCAGAGGGAGAGGUUGGAGUUCGUCAAGGGAUUGAAGAAGAUUGGGCUUGGGUUUUGCAUGGGGGGUUUAAUUCCCUGUUGGAGCAGAUGGUUGAAGCAUUGUGUCGGCAUGUUUCAGAUGAAUCUCCAACAGUUAGGCGUCUUUGUUUAAGAGGACUUGUACAGAUUCUUGAAUCAUCCCGUGAUGAUGCAGUAGAGCCCAUUCUGCCCAAUCUUUCUGUCCGGCUCCGCAAUCUUCAAAUAUCCAUGGAUGUGAAGAUGCGAGCCAAUGCCUUUGCAGCAUUUGGAGCCCUGAGUAAAUAUGGUGUUGGGGCACAACGUGAAAUAUUUCUUGAGCAGAUACAUGCUGCGAUUCCUCGCCUGGUUUUGCACCUUCAUGAUGACAAUCUUAGUGUGAGACAGGCUUGCCGAAACACACUGAAAAGGAUUGCCCCCUUGAUGGAGAUGGAAGAAUCAGCUGUUCUAUUCAACUCGAACUGUUUUACUUCUGAUCACCGAAGUGACUAUGAGGACUUUGUAAGAGAUCUUACAAAGCAGUUUGUUCAACAUCUUCCUUCCAGAGUUGAUACUUACAUGGCAUCAACCAUACAGGCUUUUGAUGCACCUUGGCCAAUAAUACAGGCUAACGCUAUAUACUUGGUCAGCUGCUUGGUAUCACUUUCCGAUGAUCAGCGCAUUUUAGCCCUUUACCAAACACAGGUGUUUGGUAUGUUGGUGGGGAAGAUGAGUCGAUCACCAGAUGCAAUUGUGCGAGCUACAUGCUUUUCAGCGCUGGGCCUAUUACUAAAAUCAACUAAUUCUCUGUCAUGGAGAACAGCUCGACUAGAUUUGAAGGGAUUCUGA
Dovyalis caffra is the source of this 5064-nucleotide messenger RNA. The record is from the annotation of a GenBank genome assembly. Lineage: Eukaryota; Viridiplantae; Streptophyta; Magnoliopsida; Malpighiales; Salicaceae.